Messenger RNA from Echinococcus granulosus, 1254 nucleotides. Its product is annotated as COP9 signalosome complex subunit 3. The transcript is spliced from 14 exons. The record is from RefSeq and is a predicted model, not a curated record. Gene Ontology annotation, cellular component: COP9 signalosome. Bases 1 to 1254 code for a protein of 417 amino acids. Gene Ontology annotation, biological process: ubiquitin-dependent protein catabolic process. NCBI's taxonomy places the organism in Eukaryota, Metazoa, Platyhelminthes, Cestoda, Cyclophyllidea, Taeniidae.
AUGGACCAGUUAAUUGCAAGUAUUAAGAAGGCAGGAGAUAAUGGACCCGAGAUUGUCGCGAUACUUGAGAAACAUUCGGAUUUUUUGAUGAAGAACGUGUCAUCCCUCGAUCAGCACUUGGCGCGCUAUGAAACUGAGCAGUGGACAUGUCUUUAUGCGGCUGUCAUUCGGGCUAAGCUUAUGGCAGCUUCAUCCAUCGAACCAACUCAUUUAAUAGAAGCGCGAACAUUCUUCGAGGCCUCGGACUCAAAACGACUGAAUCUGGUUAAGCCUAUAGUACGUGCGAUUGGCAGAAUUCUAACAAAGAAGCUGAUAGCCCAGUCUAUUGCGAUAUCCGGGAUUCCUGUCUUAAUUGCUGCCAUUAAACGAAUACAAGACACCGCAAAUCACUUGACCUGCCUGCACGUGAACCUUUGCCAACUUGCACUUUCUGCAAAAUUCUUCAAUCCCCUUCUUCCGUUUUUGAACGCAGAUCUGCUCGAUGUAGAUAAUGAUAGGAAAGCAUAUUGCAUCAAAGAUGCCAUUUUGUAUUUUUAUUAUGGCGGUAUGAUAUAUGCAGCUUUAAAAAUGUGGGAUCGAAGUUUCAAAUUCUUCACCAUGGCCUGUUCGAUACCGACGCCGUCUUGCUCCUCAUUACUGUUAGCAGCUGCAAAAAAGCUUAUCAUUAUUUCUCUUAUUCAUAAAGGAGAGUUCAACGCAGCGGAGUUCCCUCUUCUCCGCAGAUGGAAAUAUUCUCUUGAGGCGUACAAAAAGUUGGAAGAAGCCUUUUCGGCAUCCAACUCAACCGCUCUUGGCGAAGUCAUCGAAAAGAAUUCGUCAACCUUUGGCGCGGAUCGUAACUACGGCCUCGUCAAACAACUAAUUGAUUGUCACGUCAAAUACAGGAUCCACAACUUAACCAAGACAUUCAUUUCGUUGUCGGUGAAGGAUUUAGCAGUCCGGGCACGUCUAGAUCUUCCCGAAACUGCCGAAAAGCAACUUCUCGAAAUGGCUGGUGCAAAGUCAAUAUUCGUGAAGAUCGAUCAAAGGAAUGGAUGUGUUCGUUUUCUUGACAAUCCCGAGAGAUACGAGUCUCCUGAAGUGUUGGACUCACUGGUACAAAAGCUGAAGGCUAUAAUGGAUUAUGAUAUGACGUUGAGGCGGAUAAUAUCCGAGGAGGCAUCGACUACUGCGCUAGGUGAACCAGGUCAACAAUCCUCAGGCCUUCCUGUGUUGUCCACCCCAGCCUGUAAAAGGAAACACCCGUCGGAGUGA